CGGGAACUAAAGAGUGUGCGUUUUAUUUAACGAUUCCACGUUACACAGACUGAAAGCAGAUUGCAACAAGUCAUUUCAUGGCCUGCAGACUGUAAACUAUUUCCACGUGCCUCUCCUGAUGCGAGUUCUUCGAAGUUUCCUUGAGGCGCAACAAACAGGAAAGAGUGGCACAGUUACGCACCAGACGCGCACACAAACUCCCGCGGGCGUUAUUUCCUCGCCUGCCCCUGACCAACUGUAUGAGGGUGUCCAGCCCUCCACGGCUUUCAGUUCUGUUGUCAUCUCUUACAAUCUGAUCUUUCAGCAGGAGUCCGAUGCGUGACGCGUCCUCUUAAACACUUUCACACCAGGAAUCCUUUUACGCGUCCUCGGGCUUUCGUCAAUGUUUAAGAAAUGGAAAGUAUUCUGCGGGAAUUCUGAGCUCAAGGAUACACGGGACAGAAGCAGAUAAAGUUGCAGUCUUUGGAUUCCCCGGCUCCGUUUAUAUGAAGCGGUUCUCUAGGUUUCGGGGUUUGUGCUGCGGUGGAAACAUGUGGUGCAUCUGGAACGCAGUGCGGCGGACGGUUCGAGUUCGAGUCCAGAUCAUGUUGCUGCUGGUUUGUUGUAUGAUCGCGGUGGUGACCGCUGAACAUUAUGGCAUGCAGGCCCAGGUGAUGUCGUCCAAAGCGUUCAGGGCUUCCAACACACGGAGCAAUGUAACAGACAGCAAUCACCUCACAGACUUGUACCGGAAGGAAGAGGUCAUCAUCCUGAAGGGUGGAGGUCACGUCCAGAGCCCGCGCUUCCCUAACGCUUACCCCCGCAACCUCCUGCUGUCAUGGAAGCUGUUCUCGCCCUCCCACACCCGUAUUCUGCUGGAGUUUGAUGCUCAGUUUGGAUUGGAAGAGCCGGAGAGCGGAGUCUGCAGGUAUGAUUAUGUAGAAGUGGAGGAUAUUUCGCAGACCAGCACCAUCAUUUGGGGUCGUUGGUGUGGUCAGAGAGGUCCAUCACGGAUCACGUCCAAAACAAACCUCAUCAAAAUCACCUUCAAAUCAGACGAUUACUUCGUAGCAAAACCAGGAUUUAAAAUCUGCUAUUCUCUGCUGGACAGCUCACCUCUCGCAUCCGUCACAAACUGGGAAGCAGUGACAGCGAUGUCAGAACUCACGGAGACCUCCGGGGACACUCCGGUGACUGCAGCCGUGCUGGAUAAUGACAUCGCCAGCGUCAGUACGGUCGAAGAGUUACUGAGACACCUGAACCCGUUUACCUGGCAGGAAGACCUGGAACAACUGUACACGCACACGCAUUACUACAGACCACGAGCCUUUCAUACAGACCGCAAACACAAACUGGAUCUCGACCGUCUCUAUGAUGACGUGAAACAGUACAGCUGCACUCCGCGCAAUUUCUCCGUUAAUCUCCGCGAGGAGCUGAAGAUGACCAACGCCGUGUUUUUCCCACGAUGCCUCCUGGUGCAGCGCUGCGGGGGAAACUGCGCAUGCGGCACAGAUGGCUGGAACUCCUGCACCUGCAGCGCGGGAAAAACCGUCAAGAAAUUACACGAGGUGCUGAAGUUUUCCCCGGGUCCAAAUUACUACAGAAAGAGAACCCGUGCCCGCUGGACUCUGGAGGAGAUCUACCUUCAACAUCAUGAGAGAUGUGACUGUUUGUGUCAGACGAGACCACCACGAUAAACACACACCUGCCCCAUAUAGACAUACUGUAUAUGUUCAGGUCAAGCUUCUGCAUAAGCCUUUCAUGAAACAACAAAAUCGCACUCUUUUCAGAUAUGUAUCUUUUCUCAUGUUAAUUUGUCCGCGAGGUCACACAGAACUCAGCCAAUGACAUGUAAAUGAAUAUUAAUGAGCUCUUUAAAACCCAUAGCCCAUCUAUUCCAAUUGUUAUUUAUUAAAACUAUAUGUCUUUGUUUUUUUAUAUCUGUGGUCGUGCUGUUGAAUGUUCAUUUCAUAGUUUUCUCUUGUUUGCAGAAAUGAUAUUAAGGUCAUGAAAACAUGUCCUGGUCAUGUUUUAUCACAACAUCAAUUGAAAAAAAGUAUAUUUAACUGAUAUAUAAAUAAAGCCUCUUUUAAGA
This is a messenger RNA of Triplophysa dalaica, 2074 nucleotides long. RefSeq names its product platelet derived growth factor d (gene pdgfd). Gene Ontology annotation, biological process: positive regulation of cell population proliferation; positive regulation of MAP kinase activity; positive regulation of cell migration. The record is from RefSeq and is a predicted model, not a curated record. Gene Ontology annotation, molecular function: growth factor activity; platelet-derived growth factor receptor binding. Lineage: Eukaryota; Metazoa; Chordata; Actinopteri; Cypriniformes; Nemacheilidae. The coding region runs from base 486 to 1676 and encodes 396 amino acids. Gene Ontology annotation, cellular component: membrane. The transcript is spliced from 7 exons.